GCCUAUCGAUAAGAGCAGGUACGAGGGGGACGUAUAUAGCACCUCACUUCCCAACAGUACAUACCGUCAACCACAAAGAACCAACUGGACAGCCACACUCUUCCCACAAAAGCUCGCUUUUCAAUACCUAACCAAAACCAAACCCUGGGCUUGUGAGAGCCCUAACCGCCAAGACGUUCUCCAACCUCUUAUCCUCCGUCCACAACCCAUUCGCCGGCCGACGCACAUCUCCCUCUGGGGCAGCGUCGGAUCUUGAUUUCCGCAGAUAAUUUCGUUGAGCAAACAAGCCAAUAAAAACAUCUCAACUUAACGACAUGGCACCUCACGCCGAAGGAAACGUCGGCCAUGCGGAUGGGUUCAAUGUGCAGACGGCACCAGCCAAGGAUCUCUUUGUCGUCAACUCUCCGAAUGUCGAGUAUACCGAGGAUACCAUUAAGACCAGAUACACUUACCGCACCACCGACAUCACGCAGAACGCGGACGGUAAGUAUGUUGCAGCUCCCAAGGAGACUCUCUACGACUUCAAGGUCGAUCGUAAGGUCCCCAAGGUUGGUGUGAUGCUCGUCGGUCUUGGUGGUAACAAUGGAACUACUGUCACCGCUGGUAUCAUCGCUAAUAAGCGCAACUUGGUGUGGGAGACGAAGGAGGGCAAGCGUGCCGCCAACUACUAUGGCUCGGUCAUCAUGAGCUCUACGACAAAGCUUGGCGUCGACAACAAGACUGGCAAAGAGAUUCACAUCCCCUUCCAUGACCUCCUGCCGAUGGUUCACCCCAACGACCUCGUUAUUGGUGGCUGGGACAUCAGCGGUAUGAAUUUGGCUGAUGCCAUGGACCGUGCGAAGGUGCUCUCGCCGUCACUGAAGAUGCUGGUCCGAAAGGAGAUGGCCGCUAUGAAGCCGCUACCUAGUAUAUACUACCCCGACUUCAUUGCAGCUAACCAAGAGGAGCGUGCCAACAACGUCCUGGAAGGCACCAAGGCCUCCAUGGCUCACGUUGAACAGAUCCGUAAGGAUAUUCGGGAUUUCAAGGCUGAUAAUGGUCUCGAUAAAGUCAUCGUGCAGUGGACCGCCAACACGGAGCGUUAUGCCGACAUCCUAGAAGGCGUCAAUGAUACUGCGGACAACCUCAUGAAAGCGAUUGAGUCUGGUCACGAAGAAGUCUCUCCCUCAACCGUCUUCGCCGUGGCUUCCAUCCUCGAGAACGCUCCAUUCAUCAACGGAUCUCCCCAAAACACCUUUGUUCCGGGUGCUAUUCAGCUCGCUGAGAAGUACGGCGCCUUCAUUGGUGGGGACGACUUCAAGUCUGGCCAGACCAAGAUGAAGUCCGCUCUUGUCGACUUCAUGAUCAACGCCGGUAUCAAGCUCACCUCCAUUGCAAGCUACAAUCACUUGGGCAACAAUGACGGCAUGAACCUUAGCUCGCAGAAGCAAUUCCGCUCGAAGGAGAUAUCCAAGUCCAAUGUUGUUGACGACAUGGUCGCUGCCAACAAUGUCUUGUACAAGGAUGGCGAGCAUCCCGAUCACUGCGUAGUCAUCAAGUACAUGCCCGCUGUUGGCGACGACAAGCGUGCUCUUGAUGAGUACUACGCGGAAAUCUUUCUGGACGGCCACCAGACCAUCAGUCUGUUCAAUGUCUGUGAAGACUCUCUCCUUGCUUCACCUUUGAUCAUUGAUCUGGUACUUGUCACUGAGAUAAUGACUCGUGUCCAAUGGAAGGCCCACAGCGCCAGUGGCAGCGCUGCUGAGUACUCUGGUUUUCACAGCGUGCUCAGCAUUCUGAGCUACAUGCUCAAGGCUCCCCUCACCCCUGCUGGUACUCCCGUUGUCAAUGCACUUGCCAAGCAGCGCGCGGCUCUCACCAACAUUUUUCGCGCAUGUGUUGGUCUGGAGCCUGAGAACGAUAUGACUCUUGAGCAUAAGCUAUUCUAGGCUACCAGGUGCACUGCAGAGGUAACAAGUUGCCGGAGGUGUCUGCUAUCUAUUUGAAGUCCUGAUCGUCCAACUCUACACACUCUUUACAUACUAUAGUAAAAUUUCAGACUUAUACGUCA
Messenger RNA from Boeremia exigua, 2050 nucleotides. RefSeq lists its product as uncharacterized. Gene Ontology annotation, cellular component: cytoplasm. Bases 315 to 1928 code for a protein of 537 amino acids. Gene Ontology annotation, biological process: inositol biosynthetic process; phospholipid biosynthetic process. The record is from RefSeq and is a predicted model, not a curated record. Gene Ontology annotation, molecular function: inositol-3-phosphate synthase activity. Lineage: Eukaryota; Fungi; Ascomycota; Dothideomycetes; Pleosporales; Didymellaceae. The transcript is spliced from 3 exons.